Molecule: messenger RNA, 618 nt
Organism: Spirometra erinaceieuropaei
Lineage: Eukaryota; Metazoa; Platyhelminthes; Cestoda; Diphyllobothriidea; Diphyllobothriidae
Source: the annotation of a GenBank genome assembly
AUGGAUCACCUGACUGCGCUCUUCCAGGAGAUGUGGCGUCAAGGUGAAGUCCCGCAAGAUUUCAAGGACGCAAGAAUCAUGCACCUAUACAAGCGAAAAGGGAACCGCCAAAUCUGCGACAAUCACCGCGGCAUCUCAUUGCUGAACAUAGCCGGGAAGAUCUUCGUUCGCAUCCAUCUGGAACAGGGCCUUCUGCCGGAAAGCCAAUGCGGCUUCCGCCGACAUCGUGCGACCACGGACAUGAUCUUCGCCGAACGUCAACUUCAGGAGAAGUGGCAGGAGAUGCGAACCCACCUGUACUUUACCUUCUUGGACCUGACGACACCCUUCGACACGGUGAAUCGUGAUGGACUGUGGAAGAUCAUGCAGAAAUUUGGCUGUCCGGUACGAUUCACUCAGAUGGUGCGUCAUCUGCACGACGGUAUGAUGGCGCGAGUCACGGACAACGGAGGUGUCUCAGAGGCAUUCGCAGUGACCAACGGAGUGAAGCAGAUAUGCGUGCUGGCACCAACCCUCUUCAGUCUUAUGUUCUCUGCCAUGCUGUUGGACGCCUACCGCGAGGAACGCCCUGGAAUCCUCAUCGCCUACAGGACGGACGGUCAUCUCCUGAAUCAAUGA